UUCAUCUCUGACCGUUCAUUUCCUGUUCCCUGUUUAGCUGAGCAAUUACCAUUUUGUGAGAAAUAGGGUCAACGUAACGGUCAGCCCAUCAAUGGGCCUGCUGAUCCACAACCUGUAUCAGUGCAGUGCGCCAUGCAGUAGCAAGCACAAGGAUGUUACUGAGGAUGAGAAUAAUCUCCAGGAUGACAGGCAAUGCUAUCAGCCUCAGAGAGUCGGCCCAGCGCUAGUCUUCAAGCCGGCAGCCUCAGGAGGAGAAGACGAUGGAGUGGAUAGCGGAUGGCGAAACGGACCGCUCUGCCACCCAUACAGACCGUCCUAUUUGCCUGGAAGAAACCUGGGUCAGCCGGAACACGCAAGGCCAGAACCAUACUCACUGUGUUCGUUGACAAACAGCACCACAACCAGUGGCAGGUCUUAUCUACUAGCCGUUACCGAAACGGAUACAAAGUUGGGGGAGUUAAUUACCUCCAGCACAGCAUGGAUUCUCUUCUUAUACAGCAGUGCGGAGUGCUAUAAACAAAUCAACGGAACCUGGUUCUACCAACGACCGAACUGCACUGCAGCCACGUUUAACAAGUCAGAAGCAUUGAGAAGUUUCCUGCGCGAGGGUCAGCAUCAAUCAAGCGCUGCCCGUCUGGCUGACAAAAUCAAAGCGAAUCCCAAGGAGAUCUCCAACGUUGUGAUCGCCGGUCCCCUGCUCCUCUCGCCCUGGGCACACUUCAGCGGCAUCACGUGGAAUGAUGAGGCAACGAGCAACACCAAUGCUACGCACGUGUCAGAUCUGACCUUGUACCCAUCUCCUGGAGAGCACCUGAUCAUUAACAUCGGCACGUAUGAUGACCUGCUCACUGCGACCACGGCUCGGCUCAAAGUGCAGGUGCAAUCCCAGGACGGGGACGGGGGUGCUUUCUUGCUGAGAUACGGGUCACAGUACAGCGGAGCGUACGACAAACUGGAUGAAUACUACACGUCUGGCUCACGUUUUGCAGGAAUUGCAAUCGGAGGAAGUGUCGGUGCGACGGGCCAUCUUCAGUUUACUCUUGUUCACAAGCCAAACAAGAGAAAUUUGACCAAUACCUUUAAGGAAUUUCAACUGUCAGUGCCUUUUGAACUCCGGCCUUGUCACAAAGGAUUCCAAGUACAUCAUGGGAAUAUGACGUGUGUCUGCUCGGAUGAAAACCUAGCCAUAAAAAGUUGUUCGCAGGGCCGGUUUGUGACGUACUAUCGUGGCUACUGGGCUGGGAACACAACCAUUGCAGAACACAUUCAAAAUGUUGGUGAUGAUCCAGGUGUUAUAGAAGCAGAGACGGAUCCUGCCGAUGUCACGUCCAAUUUCAAGUCCACCUGGGCAUUCGAGGCUUUCGUGAAUUAUGACUUCACGGAUGAGCAAUGCACGAGUGGACUGUGCCAGCACCACGAUUGGUUGUUAGGCAAAAACAACGCGUGCAUUCAACAAGGGGCAGGGAUCCUAUGUGGACGAUGUACUCCGGGAACAAGGCUGAACCUGGCCACUUCGGGAUGCAUGGACUGUUCAAAAGCAAAGGUGACCAUUCCUCUGCCUGUGUAUAUCACCAUGAUCAUUCUGCUGACGAUUCUCAGCUCGGGCUUGAUGUUCUAUUUCAACAUCGGUCUCUCACCGGUGCUGGAUAGCUGGUUGUUCUUUUUUCAGACAUCUUGGUACAUCUUCCCAAAAGAUCAAACGCUUGUCUACAGCAGCAUCUACACUGUUUUGACAUUCGGACUUGGUCACAUGUGCCCCAGCAGUCAGCUACAUCGUCUCCAAAUCACCGCUCUUCUCCUCCUGCAACCAAUCACACUUCUUCUUAUUUUCCUGGUUAUGCGCGUAGCAAGAUCGUACAACUACCUUGGAACCCGCCUGGCGAGACUGCAAAGCCACAUGAAACUAGUGCGGGUCAUGUGGUUCGUUCUUGUCUACAGCUACUUCAUGCUCACCUUCAACUCGAUCAGUGUCUUUGACUGCGUCCGCGUUGGUGAAAAUAAAGCUAGGCGGGUUUUGGCCAUGGAUGGGUCCAUUGACUGCUUCCAGCAUCCGCACCUGGUCUAUGCAAUCGCUGCCGGUGUGAUACUGGUGUUCGUAAUUUUACCACCACCUGUCAUAUUACUACUCCGGCCGUUUCACGGACAUCCGCACCUGAAGGGCUUCGUCGACGAAGCAUGCUCCAUGUACCGGGACAGUUGCAGAUGGUGGUCGGCGGUGAACCUGCUGCGACGAGUGGUCAUGGCGCUGCUGGGCUCGGCUUGGCUGUGGGGUGAGGUAUCACGUCAGCUGAUCACAUGCAGCAUGCUGCUGUUGUUGCUGAUGAUGCAUACACAUUUCAGACCAUUGCGCCAAGGCAAGUUUCUCUUCAUCACGUACAACAACUGGGAAUCGUUUCUUCUCUACCUGGUCUUGAGCAUCUCCGUGCACCAGAUCGUCAUGUACUUGUCCAUCCAACAUACGAAAGAGUUGAACGUGGUUGCCAUGACGUUCUACCUGGCCCCCACCUGUCUGAUUCUGCUCGGCUGCCUGUGGAACCAGUGCUUCUCCAAACGAGGCGGUUACGGACGCUUGAGCUACCUUUCCCUGCGACAUCUCUGGUACCAGCGCAGACGCCCUGGUCGCGCAAGAGCCGCCACACAGCUCGACCAUACUGCAUUGGUGAAUUUGCUGUGUGGAGCCAGAGAACCACUACUGGUGGAUCAGAUCAGAGAUCAACAAAAAGGCACGUUUUGACAACACACAUACAUGAUGACAACUGAGGUUGUUUGCACAAAUAAGCGGGCGUAGAGCACGACACAUAAGCUGUUAUUCGGACUGUACUCAUGGCAAAAAAUCACAAUAUUCACAAAUACAUUCCUUUCCUCUCGUCCGUUCCCCCCCCCCCCCCCCACACACACCUUCAAGAUUGUGUGCUGAGAAAAUGAAAAAUAAUUGGCGACCACUCAAGAUAAUUUUUUAAACACUCCACGUUACAGCUGCUAUGUGACUCAAGAUAUCUUGGAGCAAUAUUUCAGGCACGAACUUCUUGUCUGUUUCAUAAAUCACCUGACCAGCAUCAUUCAUUGUGACUUCAAUUGCUCACAUGUUGCAAGUGUGUGUCUUGAGACUUGCAUCUUCACCAUCCAUAGUCCUUCAAUAUGGAAUCCACAUACUGCCCUCUCCAUAUUUUUAGUACGGAAUUAUAUAGCUGACAAAGUACCAUUUUUUCUUUUCUUUUGCUUCACAUUAUCAUAUUCAUCAAUUAGUAGGAGCCGUGGUUGGCUCUGGCCAUCCCGGCAAGAAGGUAGAUAUGCCUGUUCGAUUGGUCAAUUAAAAUUAAAACACCAUACCACUUGCCUUCACACCAGUCUUACACAAUAACUUUGGCGGUCAUUCUGCUUAUCAUAGUUGUAACAUGAACUGCGCUGAGCACGACCACAUCCAAGCAUGAUUCCCUUGCUUCAUCACUCUGUCAUGAUGGUCACCAGUGUAGCCGAUGCUACCCCAUUCUGU
Messenger RNA from Sycon ciliatum, 3493 nucleotides. RefSeq lists its product as uncharacterized. The record is from RefSeq and is a predicted model, not a curated record. The transcript has 8 exons. The coding region runs from base 92 to 2734 and encodes 880 amino acids. NCBI's taxonomy places the organism in Eukaryota, Metazoa, Porifera, Calcarea, Leucosolenida, Sycettidae.